Messenger RNA from Peronospora farinosa, 363 nucleotides. Lineage: Eukaryota; Oomycota; Peronosporomycetes; Peronosporales; Peronosporaceae. The record is from the annotation of a GenBank genome assembly.
AUGUCCAGCUUACGCUGUGACAGUCUUCUUAGCACGUCUGACCAUCUCCUGGACUUAUUAUAUGGAGCAAUUGAGAGCACACUAAAUGAGUCAAUUCGUCGCCGUUGCAUACAGGAAAAGUGGCGUAAACUGAUCAGCAUUCGACACUGCAGACGUCGAGGUGAAGGCACGGCGGAAAAAGAUGUUAAAGAGAGCAGGAACGAGACCAAACAAGCACAGCAGACAAACAACUUGGAAGAAGAGAGAGAUACUGUGGAUGCAGCAAAGAAACAUAGAGGAAGCCGGGUCAAGACGAAUGGAGGUGGGGCGACGGCUUCUGUGACGAUCGCCAAAGCAGCGACGUGUGGACGAUCAGAAGCUUAA